Messenger RNA from Gekko japonicus, 453 nucleotides. Its product is annotated as mitogen-activated protein kinase 13-like. Gene Ontology annotation, molecular function: protein serine/threonine kinase activity; ATP binding. Bases 142 to 453 code for a protein of 103 amino acids. Gene Ontology annotation, biological process: intracellular signal transduction; protein phosphorylation. Gene Ontology annotation, cellular component: nucleus; cytoplasm. The transcript has 3 exons. The record is from RefSeq and is a predicted model, not a curated record. NCBI's taxonomy places the organism in Eukaryota, Metazoa, Chordata, Lepidosauria, Squamata, Gekkonidae.
UUAGUGUGUACAGCGCAACUGAGAAGGAAAACUGGAGGCAUCCAGUUUCCUCAGGAAGACUGGGGGAAAAUAUCUGGGUUUCUCCCUGAAUCUUACAGGGGGCCCAGUGCACUGGAGGGUUCAACUCCAGACACGCAGGACAUGAGCUUCUCCAGGAGAAAGGGCUUCUACAGGCAGGAAGUAAACAAGACAGUCUGGGAGCUGCCUAAGAGAUAUGUUUCCAUCACCCCAGUAGGAUCUGGGGCUUACGGCUGUGUCUGCUCAGCAAUAGAUAAGAAAACAGGAGAGAAAGUGGCUAUCAAGAAGCUCUGCCGCCCAUUCCAGUCUGAAAUCUUUGCCAAGCGGGCAUAUCGGGAACUCACACUGCUGAAGCACAUGCAGCAUGAGAACGUCAUUGGGUUGCUUGAUGUCUUCACCUCAGCUACUUCCUUUGAUGCAUUCCAGGACUUGUAA